Molecule: messenger RNA, 4452 nt
Organism: Momordica charantia (bitter melon)
Lineage: Eukaryota; Viridiplantae; Streptophyta; Magnoliopsida; Cucurbitales; Cucurbitaceae
Product: FtsH extracellular protease family
Biological process (GO): proteolysis
Cellular component (GO): chloroplast thylakoid membrane
Molecular function (GO): metalloendopeptidase activity; ATP-dependent peptidase activity; ATP hydrolysis activity
Source: RefSeq, a predicted model, not a curated record
UGGGAAGACCGCAAAACCAUAAACCCAAACCCCUCCCUUCUUCCUGAAGGCUCAAUCCAUUCCCCAACUCAUCGCUUACCUUCCCAAUGCUACCGCUGUUCAUCUCUUUCUCAUCCAUUUUCUUUUUCUGGAACUAAUUUCAACACCCUUUUCCCCAUGGACGCCAUUUUUACUUCUCUCCCGUUGCCCAACAAAUUCCACCCUCAAUUCUUAUCCCCACAUUGUCUCCAUCCCCCACCUCCCUUCAGAACCAGGUGCCGAACCAGCACUCGCAGAUGGAAGUUCAUAUUCACGAGAAUACGCGCCAAUUCUUUCUCAACUGGGAACCGGGUGGGUUUACUCCGCUUUCCGAGAGCUUUCGGAAGCUCAAAGCCUCUACAAGAAGGUGGAGAAGAUAAUAACCCGAGUUUGGGUGAUUUUGGUAUCUCAAAUUUGGUUAAUUUGUCUCUGCAUGAUAAGAAGAAUGAUGGGACCAUGCUCAAUGAUAUUGCCAAGUCAAUUGUGUAUACAUUGUUCUGUAUUGCUGUUGGAUUUCUUCCCUUUAGAACAGUUAGAGUUCCUGCUAUUGCCGCUCAGGUAGUCGAGGAGAGGGUUUUGGAUAAGAAAACCAAUGGGGGAGAGGAGGAUGCAUCGAACUUGAGGAGUCACGAGUACUCCGACUGCACGAGGCUGUUGCUUGAGGCGGUGUCGGGUGUAUUGAGGAUGAUAGAAGAGGCUAGAAAAGGUAAUUCCAGUGUGGAAGAAGUGGAGGCGGCAUUCAAGGCUGUGAAGUUGAAGAAAGAGGAAUUGCAGGAACGUAUUUUGAAUGAGCUUUAUAUGCAACUGAGAGGAUUGAAGGGGGAGAAGGCAGCUUUGGAGAAGAGAUUGGAUGAGGUUGUUGACGAGGUAAUGAAAGCUAAAGGAGAGUAUGAGAGGUUAGUGGGGAAAGGGGUAAGUGGUGGGAAGGACGCGAGGGAGAGGAUAGGCAGGUUAGAGCAGAUAUUGAGAAGGUUGGAGGUUGAGUACGACGAGAAAUGGGAGAGAGUAGGGGAGAUUGGGGAUAAUAUUUUGAGGAGAGAGACUGUGGCCCUGAGCUUUGGGGUGAGGGAGAUAUGCUUCAUUGAGCGGGAAUGCGACCAACUGGUGAAGAGGUUUACUCGGGAAAUGAGAGCCAGAGGGAAGGGUACUAACAGAAUGGCAAAACAAUCUCUUACAAAGCUUUCUAAAGAUUACAUUCAGAAAGAUUUGGAAAAUAUGCAUAGAAAAAAGUUGGAGCAAAUUAUUCUUCCUACUGUCAUUCAAGGUGAUAGUCUUGGAAAUUUUUUAGAUCAAGAAGCAGUUGAUUUUGCUCAGCGCAUAAGUCAAGGUCUUAAAGAUUCUAGGGCAAUGCAGAAGAAUAUGGAGGCUCGUUUGGGAAAGAAUAUGAAGAAGUUUGGUGACGAAAGACGGUUUGUUGUUAACACCCCAGAGGACGAGGUGGUGAAGGGUUUUCCAGAAGUUGAGUUGAAGUGGAUGUUUGGUGAUAAGGAAGUUGUGGUUCCUAAAGCUAUUAGUCUUCAGUUAUUCCAUGGUUGGAAGAAGUGGCGUGAAGAAGCAAAGGCAGAUUUAAAAAGAAACCUAUUAGAAAAUGUGGAAUUUGGUAAAAAAUAUGUGGCCCAAAGACAGGAGCGUAUUCUUCUUGACCGAGAUAGAGUUGUAGCAAAUACGUGGUACAAUGAAGAAAAGAAACGGUGGGAAAUUGAUCCGAUGGCUGUUCCUUAUGCGGUGGAAAAGAGGCUAGUAGAUCAUGCCCGAAUAAGGCAUGAUUGGGCCGCGAUGUAUAUUUCACUUAAGGGGGACGACAAGGAAUUUUUCUUGGACAUUAAGGAAUUUGAAAUGAUAUUUGAAGAUUUUGGAGGUUUUGACGGACUAUAUAUGAAAAUGCUUGCCUGUGGUAUACCAACAACUAUUCACUUGAUGUGGAUCCCAUUCUCAGAGUUGGAUAUCUAUCAACAGUUCAUCCUAAGCUUAAGGUUGUCUCAGAGUUGCUUGAAUGCAUUGUGGAAGACUAGAGUUGUAUCAUAUGGGAGAAGUUGGGUUUUUGAGAAAAUAAAAAAUAUAAAUGAUGACUUAAUGAUGGUGAUUGUAUUUCCGACUGUGGAGUUUUUAGUCCCUUAUCCGAUAAGACUCCGGUUGGGGAUGGCAUGGCCAGAGGAAAUAGAUCAAACUGUUGGUUCAACAUGGUACUUGAAAUGGCAAUCUGAGGCAGAAAUUAAUUUUAGAUCCAGAAAAACAGAUGAUUUCCAGUGGUUUCUUUGGUUUAUCAUUAGAAGUGUUGUAUAUGGAUAUAUUUUGUUUCAUAUCUUCUCCUUUAUGAAGAGAAAAGUGCCAAGGCUUCUGGGCUAUGGACCAGUUCGUAGGAAUCCAAAUUUGCGGAAGUUAGGGAGAGUGAAAUCCUAUCUUAGUUAUAGGAUGAGGAAAAUCAAACAUAAGAAGCGGGCUGGUGUUGACCCAAUUACACGUGCAUUUGAUAGAAUGAAGAGGGUGAAAAAUCCAUCAAUACCUUUGAAAGACUUUGCUAGUAUUGAGUCAAUGAGAGAGGAGAUCAAUGAAGUUGUGGCAUUUCUACAAAAUCCUCAAGCAUUUCAAGAAAUGGGUGCACGUGCACCUCGGGGGGUCUUAAUUGUUGGUGAGAGGGGAACAGGAAAGACAUCUCUUGCGCUGGCCAUAGCCGCAGAAGCGAAAGUACCAGUUGUUACAGUUGAAGCCCAAGAAUUAGAGCCUGGACUAUGGGUUGGGCAAAGUGCAUCCAACGUUCGGGAAUUGUUUCAAACUGCAAGAGAUUUGGCACCUGUGAUCAUAUUUGUGGAGGAUUUUGACCUUUUUGCUGGAGUUCGUGGCAAGUUUAUUCAUACUAAAGAACAGGAUCACGAGGCUUUCAUAAACCAACUUCUUGUGGAGCUAGAUGGGUUUGAGAAACAAGAUGGAGUAGUUUUGAUGGCUACCACUCGAAAUUUGAAGCAAAUUGACGAGGCUCUACAGCGGCCUGGCCGUAUGGAUCGAGUUUUUCAUCUUCAAAGGCCAACUCAAUCAGAAAGAGAGAAGAUACUUCAGAUUGCUGCAAAAGAAUCCAUGGAUGAGGAGCUCAUUGAUUAUGUAGACUGGAAGAAGGUUGCUGAGAAGACAGCCCUUUUACGCCCGGUGGAACUAAAACUUGUCCCUGUGGCUUUGGAAGGAAGUGCUUUUCGGAGCAAAUUACUUGACACUGAUGAACUGAUGGGCUACUCUAGUUGGUUUGCUACUUUCAGUGGUAUUGUUCCCAAGUGGAUGCAGAAAACAAGAACAGUCAAGAAACUAAACAAAAUGCUGGUGAAUCAUCUUGGAUUAACACUGUCUAAAGAAGAUCUCCAAAACGUGGUUGAUCUGAUGGAACCAUAUGGCCAAAUAAGCAAUGGAAUUGAACUCCUUAACCCACCUCUUGAUUGGACAAGGGAGACGAAGUUCCCACAUGCUGUUUGGGCAGCUGGUCGUGGUCUUAUUGCUCUUCUAUUACCAAAUUUUGACGUUGUGGAUAAUCUAUGGCUUGAGCCAUUAUCUUGGCAGGGUAUUGGAUGUACAAAGAUCAGUAAAAGGAGAAAUGAAGGUUCCAUUAAUGGGAAUUCAGAAUCAAGAUCAUACCUUGAAAAGAAGCUUGUGUUUUGCUUUGGUUCAUAUGUUGCAGCUCAAAUGCUACUUCCUUUCGGAGAAGAAAAUUUCCUAUCUUCUUCUGAAUUGAAGCAGGCACAAGAGAUUGCAACAAGAAUGGUGAUUCAAUAUGGCUGGGGGCCAGAUGAUAGUCCAGCAAUUUACUGCCGAAAUAAUGCGGUUGCUUCUUUGAGCAUGGGUGAUAACUAUGAAUAUGAGAUGGCGGCUAAAGUUGAGAAGAUUUAUGAUUUAGCAUAUUGUAGAGCAAAGGAAAUGCUUGGGAAAAACCGUCAAGUUCUUGAAAAGCUUGUUGAAGAAUUACUCGAGUUUGAAAUUCUUACUGGGAAGGUCUUGGAAAGAUUAAUUGAAAACAAUGGAGGAACUAGGGAAAAAGAGCCAUUUUUUCUUUCUAAAUAUCACGAUAGAGAGCCAUUGACUGGUGCAUUUCUCGAUGGCGGGAACUCUUCGGGCACUGCUUUUUUAAGUCAAGCAACGUAGAAUAAGAGAAAAAGGAUUUUGAUUUGGAACUGAAUCAUUCAAACGGUUAGUAAAAACCGUCGUAGUGGCACUACAGGAGUUCCUUGUUUGUCAUUUUGAGCAUAGAGAUAUAAUGUAACCGAGAUGUAUUGAGUAGAGAGAUACAAUACGAUGUAAUGUAGUGUAGAACAAAGUUUUUGGUUGGGCAGAGGCAUCGUUUUUCCUUUGACAACCACAAGAUUUUGUAAUAUCUGUUGUACUCAAUCUCUGUAAAUGUAGUUUGACAUUUCAAAGGAAUUAUUUAUGAUUGAAAAAUUCAUCAUCUUUGAUCCA